GGCGUGGGAAACCGGAAUGUGAAUCUAGUCUACAAUUAAUAUUGGUUUUUAUACUGUCAAGCAAAGAGCAAAGAUGACUUUCGUAGCAAGAGUAGUGUUGUUGCUUGCUCUUGCAAUUCAAGCAUCAGUUUUAUAUGGUCAGGUGGUAGACAUUGCUUCAGAUUUAGACACAGCCGGUCGUAACUUUUCCUGUACUGGCGAAGUUGUCACAUACACUUGCAGUGGUCAAGGAAACACUUUAACUAUAAAUUGUCCACCAUUAUUCACUUCGAAUGUAUUCCUCAGCAAUGACCCUGUCCCUGAUGCUGUUUCCACUGUUCCGAAUGUUAUUCUUACCCUAACAAACAGAGUAAUAAACGGGUCGCGUACAUUUUAUGCUGUAAACCUGCAAAUCACAGUGUUGAAUGAUGCACGAAUCGAUGUUUCAUGCUCUACUAACGCUACAAACAAUGUUGCAAUACCACUGAUCCAUGAGUCAAGUACAAUCGAACCACCAUCCAUUGUGACAUUUUCUGGAGACAUGACACUAUCAUGGACCCCACCUUUGAACCCUCAGUUUGACAUUGAUUAUUAUAUUGUGAGAAUUUACGUGGAUGGAAUUUUGAACACAACUAGGAGCUCUCGUGAUAAUAGUCUGGAUAUAGAUGUCCCGGGAAAUAUCACUGCUACUGUUAGUACUGUUAGCACUUGCGACAAAGUUAGUGACUCACAACCGUCUGAUGGAUUUAUCAUCAUUGGAGAAAGCACCAAUAUACCAAUACUAGUCCCUGAUAAUCAAGGAUUGAUUGGUGGCAUUGUGGUUCUCGCAAUAUUGUGUGCUGUCUUCCUCAUCGCUUUUGUAACACUGGCAUUGUUGUUCGCAAUGUUAAGGAAAACAAUAUCAAAGUUGAAACAAAAUCAACGACAGGAUUCUUGAAGAAACUGACAUUUAUCAAGAUAGUGUAGUGUAUGUACAUAGUAAAUGUGUGCUGCCUUAAAUUUGUAUGUACCUGUUAUUAGGCAAGUACCUUACCUAG
This is a messenger RNA of Halichondria panicea, 1016 nucleotides long. RefSeq lists its product as uncharacterized. Gene Ontology annotation, molecular function: protein binding. The transcript is spliced from 7 exons. The coding region runs from base 74 to 916 and encodes 280 amino acids. The record is from RefSeq and is a predicted model, not a curated record. Lineage: Eukaryota; Metazoa; Porifera; Demospongiae; Suberitida; Halichondriidae.